This is a messenger RNA of Ostrinia nubilalis (European corn borer), 6432 nucleotides long. RefSeq lists its product as uncharacterized. The transcript has 14 exons. The record is from RefSeq and is a predicted model, not a curated record. Lineage: Eukaryota; Metazoa; Arthropoda; Insecta; Lepidoptera; Crambidae. Gene Ontology annotation, molecular function: nucleic acid binding. Bases 305 to 4015 code for a protein of 1236 amino acids.
UCAACACCCGCUUUUGCAGGUAAAUGGCAGUAGUUUUUUGUAAUUUUCUCGUUACCCGGGGAUUUUCAUUAAAAUCUGUGAUCAUUUAAUUCUGUAGUUCCAUUUUAGUAUAGUAAUACAAAAACUCAGAAAACAUUAAUAAUGAACGUGACUGUGGUUCUCUAAUACAUAAGUGUACGAGUUUGUUUUAGUAUGUACCUAAUACCUAUUGCAUUUUAAAGUUGUGUUAAUUUUAAUCAUGUUUUCUGAACAUUAAUCUACAUUUUGUGUUAACUACGCUGCUCCAUCCAGAUAUUAAGACAAAAUGAAUGUGGCGGAAUGCAGUUUCAACAGAAAAGAAGAUGAAGAGCCCAAUCCAAAAACGAUGCAGCUAUCGCAGCUCAUCCAACUCAUAGAUCCAAAACACUUGUCAUACUACCUCGAAACAGUGGCGUCUUUUCUAAAAAACUCAAAAAGGGACUUGUGGUUUCCGAACAUAUCCCCCCAACUCGAUGCCUUCCUGGUUCGAAUGAUACAGGACACACAAAACCUGAGGAGUCUUCUGAACCACCUCGAUGUGAAGUCCAAAGCGCUGGCCGUUGAUAUAAUUGAAACGUUGGACAAUCAUAAAGACGAAUUCAUAGUCGUUCACAGCUAUGUCAACUCAAAUUUUAAUAAAAAUGUACUGCUUUAUAGAAAGGUUGUGAAUAAUAGAUUAUCAGAUUCGCCUGUCGUCAGCAAUUUUCAAAGAAUGUGCCCAGUCCAACGCCCAUCGACAUCGGAAAGGGCGAAAGAAUCUGCCAGACAAAACCCACCAGACAGGUCUGGUACGGACAACCCGUUGUCCUACUCUUUCAAGUCUCAAUGGGUGGACUUCACACUGAGAUUCAUUCAAGACCACACUGCUGACUGCCUAGAGUUCCCAGAGAUGAGCAUAGAUCAAGCGGAGUUUGUGUACUCACUGAUCCAAGAGGCGAAGCUUGACAGCGAGGAAGAUCCAAAAUGCAAGGCUUUGUAUGCACCAUUGCAGAAAGCGCUGAAGGUGUUUAAUGAGAACCACGAGUUCAAAGUCAGCUUUUUGUACCUGGCUGGGGAUGAAGUCCGGCUUAAUUUAGAAAAGGUGCCGCUUAAUAACAACAGGGGUGAGGCACAGUGCCCAGACAAAAACGCGCGGAAAAAAAACUCGCCAAAAGAAGUCACUUCGGUGUUCAUUCAGGGCUCUCUGCAAACAAUUUGGGAGUUCAUCAACGAGGAAGCAAAUGGGAGUAUCCUCUUUAGAAACGCCAACGAUGCGGAGUGUUCGUUUUUGCAACGUAUUCUGACCUCUAUAAGGUCUAAGAAUAAGAAGCUACACGCGUCAUUUCUAGAAGAGAGCAAGGUGAUGUUAAGGAAGAUUGUAGCAGGUUUGAGAACUUGCCCGUUCGACUUGAAGUUGGCAUACAUUAGACUCGAACAGAACAGAACGCUAAAAAAUGUGUGUAUAAGUAAAGUGCCAAAGGAACGUAAUUGCACUAGUACAAGCGCGUGCAGCACUCCAAUCCGCCAAAAUAUUAACGCUCCUGAAAACAUUGUGCCAAGACCAUCUGGCUCUCAACAGCCCUCAACAUCAGCUCAGAGCUCCAAUCAAAAUAUAGCCCGAACCACAGAGGGCUGGCAAGUCGCAGACAGACCCCCGACCAUAAACAAUAAAGUGGAAAGACGUGAUGACCACGCGGUACCCACUACUUCAAAUACGUCAACAAAUAAAAUCGAAAAGAGUGAUGCUCAAGCUUUAACAAGCAAUGUUAAUGUAAAAGUGACAAAAAACACUGCUACAAACCUGGCUGGCAAUAACGCUCAAAUUAAAAAUGAUACAAACUUAAAAAAAGAACCAGUCAUAGACAAUACAGGCAGAGAAACUUCUUCUUUGAGCGUCACUGUCAAAAAUGCGGCCACAGAUAAUUCAACCUUAUACAAUGCAUCGGACUCUGUGGAUUCCGGGGUGGGCAUAGAUAAUGGGAUAGAGUCAGAAGGUGCUAUGAAAAGUGGGAAGUCAAUUGCUGCUGCUGUAUACAGUUUGAAGACUAAGAGGGAUCGGAGUGAAGCUAAAGGUCUAGGUCUGAGGAAGGCCAGGCUGAUAGAAGCGCUGUCGGUGCCUUUGGAGAGCGAUGUGGCGAUGAGGAUGAUGCGUCAAAUGGGCUGGAAGGGCGGCCCGUUGGGCACGCGAGGCGACGGCAUAUUGGAGCCCAUCAUGCCGGAUCUGAACCGGAAAUCAAACGCCGGUCUUGGCCACGUUGCGCCCAAAAAGGAGCCCAAGCCUCAAAAACCACAGGCCCCGCCCCCAAAAGCACCUCAAGCCACGCCCCCAAAGCCACAAGCCCCGCCCCCAGCCAAACUGGCGAAGACUAUCCACUGCCACAAGCCGCCGAAUCUUCGUGCGGACUUAUUGGGACAUAUACAUUAUUUGAUAACCGAAGAAUAUAUUGAGAGAGUGGUCGUAUACUCUGCCAAGAUGGGGAAGAAAGACAUCACCUUUCUCAAGGGCGUACUGAAGUCCAUUGAGACGCGGACUCAGCAGGCGUUCAACGACGAGGUUCAACAGGAGACGUUCAAGAAGAUUCUGGUUGAAAUGGUGGCGGCGCCGGAUUUGCAGGUCGGCUGCGUGAUUGGAGGAGACAAAAGGUCCAUAUGCUUCACCAAACACGGCGUACCCAGCUCCCAGAAGACAUGCGAUCAGCAAUAUAUGCCGCUUGACACCGUCAUAUCGGUGGCUUCCAAAUACCGCCACGCCAAAUUGAUCACCACCGAUAUCAUAAUGGACAUAGGAAAACAUUUAGGCCCGCGAAACACUGUCAAAUGCAACAAAGCUAUCGGCCAUAGAAUUAUAUUAUUAACAUCAGUGCUAGACUUGGUUACUGGGAAUAAAUUAGAGAAAGAAUUGAAUUUUGAUUAUAUUUUAACGUGCAAGCAAGUGGGAUACGUCAAUGAGAUGGUGAUUGGAAUUAAUGCGAGGGUGAGAUGGUCGCAUAGCACUUGUUUUGAAAAUCAUCUCAUGGUUGAGAUCCUGAAGGUUCUGAAGGAGACGACGCUGGUUCUGCAAGCAGUGUUCGCCAAUAAUAACCAACUGUUAAAAUUCCAGAAGACAUCCACAACUGGUGCUUACCAACCGCGUUUCACCAACAGCUCAUUGGAAGACAAAAUCGACAAUAAAGACAGUGCUAUCCCUGGAACGUCCAAACAAACUAUCGAGAAAGACUCUCAAGCCAAAAAUAAUAAGAAUGAUGCCAAAAUUGACAGUAAGACUGGACAAGAAGUGAUCGUUAUAUCGGAUAGUGAUGAAUCUUUUAAGAAAGAGGCUAAAGGUGAAUGCAGCACAGCAAACACAUCUUUCGAGUCUGAAUUCGAGAAAGACGUUAACGAGCUCAAGGAAGCUAUAAAAGCAGCCGAUGACAAUCUAGAUGAAAAAGACCAUGUCAGUGCGAAAAGACUGCGAUCGGAUUCGGACGGGUCCCACGGCAAUAAGAAAAAGACCAAAAUAAAUACCACCAUCAAAUACUUGGGGAUCGCUCCAGACAGCUAUCCUUUAGAAGAAGUUGGCAUCGAUGAGAUAAUGACCUUCCAAAAUAAGGUUUGCGAACACAUAGAAAAAAAGAAGGAAAAACCAUUACUGGAAUGUCUUGGCAUCAAAAAUGGCGCCAUCAUAUACUGUUGUCAUGACGAAUUCGCCAGAUUCCUUGUCGAGAGUGUUGCCAACAACAUGAAUUUGAAAACAAUCAACAUCACAAAUCUGUAUAAAAACAAAAAGAAACAAUACAAAAUGUCUGCGAGGAUCAACAGCUACUUAGAUCUGAAUUUGAAGAAGCUGUUUGCUACAGUCGAAGACUACAAUCCUGGAUUGAAGACGGAUCUGUGGGGAGUUAUUGAUGUCCAAAACAACACCGGGUAUGUUAAUAUUUCUUUAGAAGUAGACGAGGAAUCUUUUGAGUACAUAUCUGACAAUAACUUCAGCAUCUUCGCUGGUAUGGAUAAGCUUAGAUUCAAUUUGUUGUGGGAAUAGGAUCGCCAAAGAUGAAUGUUGAGUUGCACCACGUAACUUUAACCGUAACUAUAACGGUAACCGGUGUUUUUUUGUAUGACGUUUAUUGUAGUUAAAGUAAGAUGGUGCAACCCAGUCUAAGAUUUACAUGGAGUUGUGAGUUUAAACUAGUCACUUGUUCAGUGUCGUUAGGUCUCAGCAUUGAUUUUGAAGGCUACAAGCCGUAUUGACUGUACCAAUGUUUUACAUUAUAUUUAUUGGGAUAUGUGCAUUUAUAACUACGGUUUAAGACAUUUAUUUUUCAAAAAAAUAAUUCGAAGUUUACUUAUGUAGAACAUGAGUUAUCUAUUGAAAAAUACUGUCUUAAUACUGUACUGACUCGAACACAGCUUUGCGUUUGAUGAAACGAUCCGUUUUCACCAUCAAUCUUUAAUUUUUAAUUAAGUGACCCCUAUAGUAACACAAUAAAAAUUCCUAUCGAAUUUUGUUUUCAUAGGGGUAAUUUAAAAAUUAGGAAUUGAUGAUGAAAACGGGCAUCACUCUCAUUAGCUCAAUGGUCAAAGUAGUCAUUUAUUUUAAGUCCCAAGAAUAAUUGUCAGGAAUAAUAUUCUCUGAUAUUUAUUUAGCUAGUCACUAAAAAGUGGAAGGGCGUGGCCCAAAUAUUAAAUUUACUUUAUUUAAGAAGACACACAGCAAACAUAAUCGUAACACAUAGAUAAUUUUAAUAACUUAAAAUAAGUUGUAACUGGCACUAAAAUUUGCAUUAACGUAUCUUUUAUGAUAACUUUUUUUUUAUAUUCAAAUGAACCUAUAUCUUUCAAAUGUGACAUUUUGUAUUUUUUUCCUACAAUUUAGUUUAGUGUAGUUUAUAAAACUAUAUUUUUAAGAUCUGAAACUAAGUCAUUCGUGUGAUUUAUUUAAUAAUAUUGAUCUCAAAUGUUGCUCAAUUGUCACAGUCAAUACAAAAUCAAUGCUGAUACAUACACAAUGUAAGUCAACCAAAGAAUGAUAAAAAUAUCCUCGGUACUUUGAACCCUAUGUUAAAAGCAUAAAGUUUAAAAUCUUUUGGAGGGAAUAUGACAAUUUGUAGGUAUAGAUGACCCACGCUGAACUGUCCCACCAAACUCAAUGACAGGGGGGCGCUACCAUCGUUCAACUAUAUGGUUUCCAACAUGGCAAAAAUCGGAACCAGCGAUCCGGUAUUGACGGUGGCGCCCCGCUGUCAAUGUCAUGCAUAGGACAGUUCAGUAUUUUGGAACUAUAGGUUGAACUGCUGUAUGUCAACCUUUUUGAUGUUUAAAUGGUGUUUAGAUGUCAAUGUUACCAUCUUUAGACCCUACUAUUAUAUGCCAACAUCUCUAUAUGAUACUAUGUAUUGAAACUUAUUUUUUCAUAAGUUUUUAGGAUUCCUGCAUUUUUAAUGCAAAAAAAUAUUUCAAACAUGAUUUUACAUUUGAAAUAAAAAUCAUGUUCAAUUUGUCAAAAUUUUAUAUUUACUUAAAAUUAAAACUUACUGGAAAUGGUGACAUUAUUUUACAGUGUCAAAUAAAAACGUAUUUUGAAAAAUAUAUAUAUUUUUUAUAUAAAACUAAAAGUGAUAUAUAUUUUGAAAUUCUACAACGUGUAGUUAGGUACAUUUUUAAAAUCGUAUCUACCUAUCUAUAAUAUUUUGGGGCAUAUUAACUGAAUUUUAGAAAAUUUGGACAUUUCACUACAAAUCUUUUAUGUUUUUUUAAUGUUUCACACACAGCAAAAGGCUUAACUACAUAAAAAAGUAUUUUUGAAACUACUUAGUGCCAUAUUAAAAGUUAUUUUUAAGUAUCUUCUUAUUAGGAACCUUGACACUCUUAUUUAAUUUAAAAGUAAAAUUAAUUAUAAAAUUACAUUAGUUUUAAAAGUUGAUUUCCAAUUUUAUGUUCUUGAUAUCUCAAAAUUUCAAAUUUUGCUUACGAGCGUGCACUGAUAUUAUUUGAUACUUUGAUGAUUUUUGAUAUUUUAAAAGCCUCAGUGGUAUGCAUGUUUUCUAAUAUGGAUUCAAAAUUUUGUAGUUUUAUAAUUUCAUUAUGGUGGAUGAUAUUUCAAAAAUCGUUACAUUUUCUGUUAAAAUUUCAAUAGAUGUGUAUCUUAAUAGGUGUGAGUGAGACACUGGUAUGUUUGUCAUUGAUUGACAGUUUUGUAUUUGAUUGAAGUUCCUGUUUAAAAUUAAGUUUGUUACAAUGUUGAGUUGUUUAAAAACGUUAUAUUUUUUGUUACAAGGAUACCUUAAGCAUAAUCUAUUUUAAUAAGAGAUUUUUAUAACAAAGUGACCUAUUUCAAGCAUUCUCUUUCCAUCUGCUUAAAGGAAAAGUAUUUUUAGUCGCUAAGGUCUUAAAUACCUACUUUGUUAUUUUAUUUUAGUCUUUUUCUAAAUUUAGUUUGCCUCAGUUGAUGGGGGGAAA